AUGAAGAUUAUAUCUAAAAGCCACAAGUUUCGUUUGGGGCUUCCAUCAGAGUUUGUGAGGUUGGCGGGAAUGAAUAAAAAAAGAAUGAUAAGAAUGAAGAAUGUUGAUGGAAAGGAGUGGAAGACGAGUUUAAAGUUGGAGAGCAGACAGAAUUAUAAAAGGUACAAUGUGUCGUCAGGGUGGAGUAAUUUCCGGCGAGAUAAUGACUUAUGGGAAGGAGAUAAAUGCGUAUUCAGAUUUAUCAAAAGCGAAGAUACGUUAUAUCUAGCCACAGUGAUCAAGAAAAAGGGUAAAGCUCCGGUGACUGAAGCUAUCAGGAGGCCUAGAGGGCGGCCACGGCGGGUGGAGGUGGUGGUGGCUGGCAAAGCUCCGGCGGCUGAAGUAUUGAAGAGGAAGAGAGGGCGGCCACCGCGUUUGAAGGUGGAAAUGGAAAGUAAAGACGACGGUGUGAAGGCGGUGAAGAGAUCACGUGGAAGGCCAUUUAAGAGGAAGAGAGGCGGCUAAUGGACAAAGUAUUGAAAUGGAUCAUUACCAUUCCAUUUUCUUGUUUGGUUGC
Lactuca virosa is the source of this 556-nucleotide messenger RNA. Lineage: Eukaryota; Viridiplantae; Streptophyta; Magnoliopsida; Asterales; Asteraceae. The record is from the annotation of a GenBank genome assembly.